AUGAAAGGGCUAAUAAUAAUAAUAGUAAUCUGGCAAAAUAAUAAUAAUAAUAAGCGUGGAAACAUACUCCCCGCACAAGGGGUCGAUUUGCAAUUACAGAUAAGAACACCGUUGACUGGUUCAGCCUACGACUUCACAGUCACAGUUCAGACCAAACCGCACCUUCCUUGAACCCACUUCCCCCUCCUUUGAUGGCGCCGCUUGGUCUUCCUUUUCCCACACUCUUCCGCUCUUUCUCUCUUUUCCUACUCUCCUUCUUCUUCCAAAUACCUUCGUUUCCCUCUCUCCUCCAUCUCACCCAUCCGCCUUCUCUUCCCUUCCUCCCCCACCGCCAUGGAUCACAUCUUCACCGCCGUCGUCGCCGCCGUCAUUAGCUUCUUCACCAUCACCCUCAUCUUCGCCGCCAUCAUCCUCGUCUGCAAAAGCAACACCAAGACCCAUCCUCGUCGGCGUCAAAACCGUGGUCAGACUCAGAAUCGGACCCAGCCGGAGCUAUCCUCCAUCGUCGUCGACGGUAGCUGGUCGUUCGAUCCCUACGUUCAGAUCACCUUGCACGAGAUCACUAGAGCUACUAAGAACUUCUCACCCGAUCUCAUCAUCGGCGACGGCAGCUUCGGCCUCGUCUAUAAAGCGUGUCUCUCCAACGGCCUCGUCGUCGCCAUCAAGAAGCUCUCGCCGGACGCAUUCCAAGGAUUUCGUGAAUUCCGCGCCGAGAUGGAAACCCUAACUAAGCUCCGACAUCCCAAUAUCGUCAAAAUUCUCGGGUACUGGGCAGCGGCUCAGGAGAGAAUGUUGGUCUACGAGUUCAUGGAGAGAGGGAAUCUUGAUCAAUGGCUUCACGAUCCGACGAUGUCAUCGUCGUCUCGAAACGACGACGUUUCCAUGCCAAGGGUUCCUCUCUCGUGGGAGCUGAGGUUCAAGAUUGUCAGAGGCAUAGCUAAUGGGCUCUCUUACUUACAUGGGCUGGACAAGCCCAUUAUUCACAGAGACAUCAAAGCCAGUAACGUGUUGCUGGACUCUGACUUCGAGGCCCAUAUUGCUGAUUUCGGGCUCGCGAGAAGGAUUGACACUUCAAACUCUCACGUGUCGACUCAGUUCGCCGGAACUAUGGGAUACAUGCCGCCGGAGUACCGAGAUGGGGUGAAUGUUGCUAACGUGAAGGUGGACGUCUACAGUUUCGGAGUUUUAAUGUUGGAAACCGCGACGGGCAGGCGGCCCAAUCUGUCCGUGAGGGUUGAGAAGAGGGACAUGGGCCUCGUUCAAUGGGCCAGGAAAAUGGUGGACGAGGACUGUCAAAUGGAAAUGGUUGAUUCCAAUAUUCCGAGAGAAGGAAUGAGCGAAGAUAAUGUAAAGGAGUACUUUAGGAUUGCUUGGAUGUGCACAAGUGAAUUACAGAAAGACAGACCUGUGAUGCAACAGGUUGUGGAAUUGUUGGAGAAGAUGGCUGAGUAAGUUUCCGGUCACCGGCAAGUCCGUGGAGGAAUGUUUCCGGAGGCUCGGAAGGUGAGAUUUUUAGGGUUGAUGAAAGGGGUUGUAAAUAGCUGCUGAAGUAAGCAGAGGCAAGGUGAGUUUUAUACUUCAAUGCAGAAUAUGAGUACUAUAUUAGGUUUAGAUAUUGGAAAUGAUCAAUAUUAGAUGUUUAUUUUAUUCCUUUCCGAUCUAAGAGAGGAAAGGUAUAUUUUUGUCGCUGUCUUUUUUUCCCUUGAGAUGUGUAAUGAAUAUCACAAGGAUAUUUCAAUUUUAACUUAAAAAAUCAGACUGGUGAUGAUAUAUAAUUAGGAACCAUGUAGCAUUAAGAUAUACAUAUUGCUGUAUCAAUAAUUUGAAUAUACAUAUUUUUAUGCAGUUAUUUGAACAUUAGGUUAUAUAUGGAAAAUUUCAAUAGAAGAUGUUUCUUUGUUU
Neltuma alba is the source of this 1902-nucleotide messenger RNA. RefSeq names its product phytosulfokine receptor 1. Gene Ontology annotation, molecular function: ATP binding; protein kinase activity. The record is from RefSeq and is a predicted model, not a curated record. Lineage: Eukaryota; Viridiplantae; Streptophyta; Magnoliopsida; Fabales; Fabaceae. Bases 334 to 1452 code for a protein of 372 amino acids. Gene Ontology annotation, biological process: protein phosphorylation. The transcript has a single exon.